Priapulus caudatus is the source of this 1953-nucleotide messenger RNA. Its product is annotated as Down syndrome cell adhesion molecule-like protein Dscam2. Gene Ontology annotation, cellular component: neuron projection. The coding region runs from base 1 to 1953 and encodes 650 amino acids. The transcript has 9 exons. Lineage: Eukaryota; Metazoa; Priapulida; Priapulimorpha; Priapulimorphida; Priapulidae. The record is from RefSeq and is a predicted model, not a curated record.
AUGGCACUUGAGCCGCGAAACGCGCGUGUCUUUGAGGAGAGCAUUCUGGCACACAGAUCAAACAGUGUAUUAAGGCAGCAGAGAAUACGCUUGACAACAGCCGCACGUGACGAGGUCUUCCGAGGUCCCAUCAUCGUCUCCGAACCGCCCUCUAGCGUUCUCUUCACGAACUCCACGGGCGUCUCUCUACCCUGCUACGCCUUCGGUCACCCGCCGCCGGAGAUCCGCUGGUACGCCGCGGACGGUGGCGCCGUCGUGCAGGAUAUAGCCGGACUGCGACGAACGACCAGUAAUGGGACGUUGGAGCUGGAACCGUUCGACACGCGCUACUACCGUGCCGACGUGCACGCGACCGUGUACCAGUGCACGGCGACGAACAGUGUCGGCGUGGUGCGCAGCCGACGCGUGCACGUACACGCAGUGAUCAAGCAGACGUACGAGGUGACGGUUAACGACAAGGAUGCGAUCAAGGGCAACACGGCCGUCAUGAAGUGCGAGAUACCGACGUUCGUGCAGCAGUAUGUGCGGGUAGAGUACUGGCUGCGGGGGUCGGAGCGCAUCGAACCAGGUGGCAGGUACAGCGUGUUCGCUCACGGCGAGCUGCACAUCAGGAACGUGAGGCGUGAUGACGUCAUCUUCUCGUUCCGCUGCGUCACGCGUCACGCGCUGACGGGCGAGGAGGUGACAAGUUACGGAGCAGGCCGCCUGAGGCUGCGAGACGUGAUGAGUCUGCGACCUGCAAUUGUCGACAUCGCCACGACGGUGUCGGUCAAAGUUCACAACGACGUCGAGCUGCCGUGCGCCGCCGAGGGCUCCCCCGUGCCCACCUACCGGUGGCUGCGCGACGGAGCGCCGCUAGAGGUCGCUGGUCGCUUCGGUCAGCAGUCGGGGAGUUUGUUCGUGAGGAAUGCGACGUUGGCCGACGGAGGAAAGUACGUGUGCGAGGUCGAGAACCGACUGGGCGUCGCCGACGGAGAGACAGAGCUGAUUGUUACAGAGCUGCUUUCCGUCUACCUUUCGCCUCAAUCGCAAACCGUCGACCUCGGCUCGUCGGCCACUCUCAACUGCACCAUCUACGGAUAUCCGGUGACGGCCGUGUCGUGGCUGAAGGACGGGUAUCCCCUCGUCGACGAGCCGGGUCACGUGAGCGUGUUGUCGACGCAGGUGCAGAUAGUGGCGAUGCAGCGGCAGGAUAGGGGCAUGUAUCAGUGCUUCGCCGAGAACGACGAGACGUCCGUGCAGGCAACGGGCGAAAUCAAGCUGGGAAUCGCUACACCGCAGCUGCACGCCACCUUUGAGGAACAGACCCAUCAGCCUGGCGCCUCUGUACACCUCACCUGCGUCGCCUCUGGAAACCCAACACCGGAUAUCGUCUGGACGCUCGACGACGUCGCCAUGCCAACCUACGACCGCUUCCGGGUCGAGACGAAGGUCACGCCUCGAGGUGACGUCAUCAGUUCGGUUAACGUCACGAACAUGAGGGUAGAAGAUGGCGGCGAGUAUCGGUGUCACGUGACGAACGAGCACGGACAGGUGGCGCACUCUGCCAGGAUGAACGUGAUUGGCGCGCCGUUUAUACGUCAGCUGAACAACGUGACGGCCGUGGCCAAUCAGGACCUCGUAGUCAGGUGUCACGUGGCUGGGUAUCCUAUAGAGUCGAUUACGUGGGAAAUCGAUGGCAUGAAACUUCCGCUCAAUCACCGCCAGCACGUGACCAAAGAUGGCACCCUGCGCAUAGCGAACAUACAACUGAGCCAGGACACGGGAACGUACACGUGCAUCGCUCGCAAUCCGCAGGGACAGGGCAUGCGCAGAAGCACCUACGUCGCCGUGCAAGUUCCUCCGGUCAUUGAACCCUUUCACUUUCCGGAGCUGAAGCAAGGACAGCGCGCGCGUCUCACAUGUGUCAUCUCAUCCGGAGAUCUUCCUAUCACCAUAAGGUACGACAUAUAG